Molecule: messenger RNA, 2260 nt
Organism: Gopherus evgoodei (Goodes thornscrub tortoise)
Lineage: Eukaryota; Metazoa; Chordata; Testudines; Testudinidae
Gene: TMCO6
Product: transmembrane and coiled-coil domains 6
Exons: 11
Coding region: 70-1311 (413 amino acids)
Molecular function (GO): protein binding
Source: RefSeq, a predicted model, not a curated record
GUCCCUGGCCGCCAUCUUCCCCGCUGGAGCCGGCGGCGGCUUCCACCCGCCGCCUCGGCCGCGAUCGGGAUGUGGAGCCGGAGGAGCUGCCGGUACCGGCCCGAUGCCAGCGGCCUGGAGGAGCUGCGGGCCCGCCGGCGGGAGCAGGAGUCAGCUCUGAGGAAGGCCCGCAGGCAGCAGCAGUUGGUCAGUAAGAGACUUCUGCGAGAAGACAGCCUGGUGAAUGGAGAUGGGCAGGCUGGAGUGGAGAUAGGAUCAGAACCUCUCUCAGAGCAGGAGAUUUUGCAGCUGCUGAGGGAUGUCCAGAGGGGAACAGAGGAGAGGAAGAAAUUGUUGAGUCGCCUUCGACAGGGACUGCAGCACAAAGAGACACAGCAGAAAUUUGUCAGGUUGGAGGGCAGCAUGCGGGUCCUAAUCGGGCUUUUCACCAGCAGCUUGGCCAAUGUACAGAUGGAGGCAGCUCGCUGUCUGCACGAACUCUCACACUCCAGUGACCCUGCUGUGGCUGAGGCGUGUUUGCCAGCAACCUCCUAUCUCCUGACUUAUCUCUCAGGACACAGUGUAGAAUUCACAGAACUGUGUUUGUACACGCUGGGGAACUUGGCAGUGGAGAGUGAUGCAGUGAGGAAGCAGCUUUUACCUCAAGGCAUUAUUCCAGCCCUGGCAUCCUGUAUCCAGUCCCCUCACGUGGCAGUGCAGGAAGGCCUGGGCUACGUCCUGUCGCAGCUCCUGCAGGCCAGGGAAGCUCCCACCAAGAUCAUACCCUUAGUCCUGGACUCGGUUCUCCCCCAGCACAUGCUUCGAUUGGUUAGCUCCAACCCGGAGCUGGGAAUGGGAGUCGCUGUGGAGUUUGCUUGGUGUCUUCAUUACAUUGUGUGUAGCCAUGUCAACAACUCGCUGUUAAUCUCCCAGGGGAUGGUGUCAACCCUGGUACUGCUCUUGCUGGAACUGGCUUCCAUGAUAUCAAAAGCAGCUACUGAGGGCCUGGAGUUGCUUAUCUGUCCUGUGCUGCGGUGUCUCAGCAACCUGCUUGCAGAGGAUGAGACAGAGGGCUGCAAAGUGCAGAUCCAGGAUGAGCGCCUCUUGGUGGCUUUGUUUCUCUUCAUGCAGUACUUCCUCCAGCAGCACCCAUUCCUAGUGCAGGAGUGUCUCUGGCUUCUCAACAACCUCACAGCUGAUGAGCCUAUCUUCUGCUCUGCCGUGCUCACACUGGACCUGCUCCCAGCCCUCCUGCAGCUCUUGUCCUGUUCCCGGAUGGUGACCCUACUGGCUCUGACUGCAUCCUGCCUGGGAGGGUUUGGAGCCCACUGAAAUGCUCUUCCCCAUCCCAAUGUGUGUGUCAUCAUGGGAGGAGUUGGCAGAAUAUGAGGGGAGCUGCCUGCCCAGGUUCUAGUCUCCUAAUAUGCCAGUGGAUAAUAAGCCAUUGCAGCAGAGAGGCAAGUGCCUUCUCGCUCUGAGGGAAAGGGUCCAGCUGAGAGCAGCCGCUGAACUUCCUCUGGUAAGAAAGCUAGUGUAGACCAACUGAAAGAUGCUUCAAAAUCCAAGUAGUGAAAGAGGAAGACACCCUAAUGCAGUGCCGUCGGGAUCCAGUGCUGCCAGCACUCGGGCUUGGAGGCAGCCAGUUCAAGACAAGUACAUGUAAAGGGAUUUUUAAGGAAGCACUUUCAAAGCUUCUUGGAUGCCAACAGGAGCUGUUGCAUACUCUGCCUUCCAGCACACUCAGUGAGGGAAAGGCCUGGACCAGCCUGUGCUUAAACAGAGAAAACCUGAACUAAUAGCUAGCUAUUUGCCCUGUUCUAGUGUGUUCUGCUGGCAGGAGACUGCAGGGAGCUAACCCUAAGGCCUUUGUGCAACCCAGCCUGGCAAGCAGCUCCAGCACAGAGUGACUCUGGGCACAGGGAUGCCUGCCAGUGUACCAAGUCCCAUGCUAAGCACAAGUUGCAGACUCUGCAUGGCCUCAGCAGGGUUGUCACCUGCUCAGAAAGCUCAUCUUGCCCUGCCCUAAAGCCAUGCAGAGUGGAGUUCUAGCAUGCUAAUCUCCUCCUUCAAAGGUUUGCUGUACCACAGGGCAGGGCUUCUCUCCAUGUCCUCCCAGGAGGUGGAGUUACCAGACUGCACCAUCCUGCAGCAGGGAAACACACAGGACUGAGUCAGAUAGUUGGUGCUAGUCAAUAAAAAAUUUGUGACCAACCUCCGUAACAUCAGUUCCCCUGGUGUCAGUUACUGAGCCAUGCAUCUUGGGAUACUCAUGUCAGCUCCC